CCUCUCAGCUGCAGGAUGACCCGUGGUGCCCCGGCCCGGCCAGGUGGGAGCCGGGACCCGCAGGGGCAGGGCAGGGAUCCCAGCACACACGGCGGGGAGCUCAGCUGCCGCAUGCCCGUGGGUGUCCCACGGGAAGGAGGAGCCCAGGGCAGCCCUGACCGCAGGCUCUCCGGAGCGGGCAGCGGGCCAGCCGGCUCUGGCACCCGGCCCGGAAAUCCGUCCUGCCCCUUCACUGUGACUCUGCAAAACAGUGGGGCGGAGGCCGUGACGAUGACGAUGGCCGGGCAAGGAGGAAGUAAAGGGGCACGGCUGGGCGCUGCACUGCUCGGGGCACAGCGGAGGGCUCGGCUGAGCACGACAGAGGAAAGCCGAGGCCGGCCGGCAGCCACAGCCAUGGCAGAGGCCGAGGACAGGAGCAUCCAUAGCCAGCACAUCUCGGCCGUGCACAACGUGCCCAUGCGGGUCCUCAUCCGGCCCAUCCCGGCGCAGCUGGAGCCGGGAAAGGUGCAGAGCCUGAUGGAGACCCUGCAGGAGGAUCCCGAGCGGGUGCCCCCCAUCGACGUGCUCUGGAUCAAAGGCAGCGAGGGCGGCGAUUACUUCUACUCCUUCGGGGGCUGCCACCGCUACGCUGCCCACCAGGCACUCCGCCGGGAGACCAUCCCCGCCAAGAUCAUUCCCUCCACCCUCAGCGACCUCCGUACCUACCUCGGCUCCUCCACGCCUCACCUGCGCUAGCCCAGCGCCCCGAGGAUGCCCAGCGCCCCGAGGAUGCCCAGCAGCCCCUCCCAUCCCUGCUGGUUCCGACCCGUGAGCCCUUGACGCGGAUGUGGUCGGCGUCCCCCAGACCUGGAGGGUCCCCGGGGUCCCGGCAGCCGGGAUGGGUCGGGAGGAACCGGUACCGGGAGGCGCCCGGCGGGGCCGGCAGGUGGCGCUGUUGUGCCGCGCUGCGCCGCACGGAGCGACCGGGACGGAACGGGAGGAACCGGGACGGGAGGAACCGGGAUGGGACGGGAGGAACCGGGAUGGGACGGGAGGAACCGGGAUGGGACG
Molecule: messenger RNA, 1050 nt
Organism: Passer montanus (Eurasian tree sparrow)
Lineage: Eukaryota; Metazoa; Chordata; Aves; Passeriformes; Passeridae
Gene: SRXN1
Product: sulfiredoxin 1
Exons: 2
Coding region: 16-735 (239 amino acids)
Biological process (GO): cellular response to oxidative stress
Cellular component (GO): cytoplasm
Molecular function (GO): sulfiredoxin activity
Source: RefSeq, a predicted model, not a curated record